GCUUCACGUGGGCCCAAAAAAACCAAAAAGAUAUGUAAAAGAAUUUGUCAGCAUUAAAGGAAAGAAACGGUCAAAGCUCACAACACAAACCGCCUCACACACUCGAUAAAUCCCGCGUCCGCAGCUCCAAACUCGCGGGUCUGACCUGCGACCUUCACGAUGUGUUGCUGCCACUGCCUACCCGCAGUAGCCUAGGCCCGCGCCCGCAGCAGCCCACACACCCCUACAAACGGACUGAAGCAGCAAGGUUCGUGUUUCUUGAUGCGUAGAGGUUCAUGAUUGUGAUAUUAAGCAAGCUGAUUUCAAAAUCACAAUUGCAAGGAAAGAGGGGUGGUACAGCAGAAGUGCAGGCACUAGUCUAUUGGAAAAACUCCUUGUCUGAUCCUUACUCGCUCAAAUCAUGGAGACUUUCCGAUGCCCAAAGUCUUUGCAGCAACUGGACUGGCAUUGUCUGUGACAACCUUAACUCUGUCACCAACAUUGACCUCAACGAUCAAAGCCUCAGCGGCACACUCAGCAGCCUUGACUUCAGUGCAUUUCCUAGUCUUUCAAGCUUAUCCCUGAAUAUCAACCAGCUGCAGGGUCAAAUCCCACCAAGCAUUGGUAAUCUUUCUCAACUUACUCACUUAGACCUCAACAGUAACUUGUUUGUAGGUGUUAUACCUGCUGAAAUCGGUCACUUAUUACAGCUCGAGUAUCUUGACCUGUAUAAUAAUGAUAUAGCUGAUGCAGUUCCUGUUGAACUUAGUAAAUUGUUGAGGUUAAGUUACUUAGAUAUUGGAUCAAAUAAGUUUAGCAGUCCUGAUUGGUCAAAGUUUGCUACGUUGCAUUCGUUGACCCACUUGAAUUUUGGAUACAAUAAUUUUAAUGGAGAGUUUCCAAGUUUCAUAUCUAGCUGUAGGAACCUGACUUACCUCAAUCUCUCAAAUAAUAAAUUUAGUGGGGUGAUCCCAGAAUCAUUUUAUACUAGUCUUCCUAAGCUUGAGUUCCUUGAUCUUAGUUAUAAUUCGUUUUGGGGGCAUAUCUCAGCUAAUAUAUUCAAGCUUUCUAGCCUAACUAAACUUCAUCUCAGCUCAAAUCAUAUUAAUGGUUCCAUCCCUGAGAGCAUUGGCUCAAUUUCUAGCCUCAAAGUUGUCGAGUUGUUCACUAAUGCACUAACUGGGAGGAUUCCUUCUUCGAUAGGCCAGCUUAAGAACCUCAAUAGUCUUGAUCUUCGUUGGAAUGGAUUGAAUUCUAUGAUUCCUUCUGAGCUUGGUUUGUGUAUGAACCUUACUUAUCUGUCUCUUGCUGGGAAUUCUCUCAUUGGAGAAUUACCUUUGACCUUGUCGAAUCUUGGAAAUCUAUCAGAGCUUGUCGUGUCUCAAAAUCAUCUGUCUGGGAAGCUCUCCCCAUAUUUCUUCACUAAUUGGACUAAAUUGACUUACUGUCACUUCAAGACAAUAAGUUCAGUGGGAUUAUACCCCAAGAGAUUGAGAAUAUGAAAGCUUUGGAAAAGCUUGACCUCUCAACAAACCAACUGUCCGGUCCAAUCCCUCCUAGUAUUGGAAAACUUGGCAAUCUUUCUGUCCUUAAUCUUUUCUCCAACAGGCUCAAUGGAACAAUACCGUCAGAGAUUGGAGAUCUCACAUUCUUGACUGACCUUGUUCUGUAUUCCAACCAUCUCCAUGGGGAGUUGCCUGAUUCCUUGGUUCGUCUUAAAAACCUAUCUACAUUCUCAGUCUUCUCAAACAAACUUUCAGGGAAAAUAUUAGCCGAGCUUGGGAAGUUGCAGUAUAUGCAGGAUCUAAAUCUUGCCUCAAAUGAGUUAAGUGGGAAAAUCCCUGAUGAACUAGGGGACUAAA
Chenopodium quinoa (quinoa) is the source of this 1841-nucleotide messenger RNA. RefSeq names its product LRR receptor-like serine/threonine-protein kinase RCH1. The transcript is spliced from 3 exons. Lineage: Eukaryota; Viridiplantae; Streptophyta; Magnoliopsida; Caryophyllales; Amaranthaceae. The coding region runs from base 276 to 1481 and encodes 401 amino acids. Gene Ontology annotation, molecular function: protein binding. The record is from RefSeq and is a predicted model, not a curated record.